CGGAUGUGGCGGGCGGACGCGCUUCCGGCCGGGCCUGAGCGGAAAUGGCGGCGGUGGCGGCUGCGGCUGCGUCCGCGCUUCGGCUUCUUGCCUCGUCCAGGCACACUCUCCUGUCUCCCUUUGUGGGCGGUCCAUCGUCCAGACGAUUCUUCCGAGGGGAGAGCCCGUCAGACUCUCAAAAGGAUAUGCUUGAAAUCCCCUUACCCCCCUGGGAGGAGCGAACAGAUGAGCCGAUUGAAACCAAGAGGGCUCGCCUGCUCUAUGAGAGCAGGAAGCGAGGCAUGCUGGAGAACUGCAUCCUGCUCAGCCUCUUUGCCAAGGAGAAUCUACACCAAAUGACGGAGAGGCAGCUGAACCUCUAUGACCGACUGAUCAAUGAGCCCAGUAACGACUGGGAUAUCUACUACUGGGCAACAGAAGCAAAGCCAGCCCCUGAGAUCUUUGAAAACGAUGUCAUGGCGAUGCUGAGAGACUUUGCCAAGAAUAAGAAUAAGGAGCGGAGGUUGCGGGCCCCAGAUCUCGAGUACCUCUUUGAGAAGCCAAGCUGAGCUUUAUUCUGGCCUGGCCCAAGGGCAGCACCCUGCAAGGACAAAUGUUAGACCCUGGUCACAGCUGCAGUGCCCAGGGAAAUCUUCACCUGCUGCUUCCCACCACCGAGCCGGGCUGUAGCAGGCCCCAUGUCCCAGAGUAUGGCCUUCACUCAUCACUUCUCAUAAAAUGACUCCUUAUAUCUCA
Vombatus ursinus (common wombat) is the source of this 735-nucleotide messenger RNA. It is a transcript of the gene SDHAF2, whose product is annotated as succinate dehydrogenase complex assembly factor 2. Gene Ontology annotation, biological process: mitochondrial electron transport, succinate to ubiquinone; protein-FAD linkage; tricarboxylic acid cycle. Gene Ontology annotation, cellular component: mitochondrion. Bases 45 to 548 code for a protein of 167 amino acids. NCBI's taxonomy places the organism in Eukaryota, Metazoa, Chordata, Mammalia, Diprotodontia, Vombatidae. The transcript has 4 exons. The record is from RefSeq and is a predicted model, not a curated record.